Messenger RNA from Vigna radiata var. radiata (mung bean), 999 nucleotides. RefSeq lists its product as uncharacterized. The transcript is spliced from 7 exons. Lineage: Eukaryota; Viridiplantae; Streptophyta; Magnoliopsida; Fabales; Fabaceae. Bases 145 to 795 code for a protein of 216 amino acids. The record is from RefSeq and is a predicted model, not a curated record.
UGUCGUCGUAGCUGGAACCCACUAAGAGCAAACGGGAGCGACCGAGGAAGUACGGCACAUCAAAGCAGGCUCUUACCGCUACUUACCAACGUUCCCUUCUUCCUCAUCUUUCACGUCCAAGAAAUCCCAUUCCUUCACUCUAGGAUGGAAAGCAAUGAAGACCAAUCACUUGCUGAAUUGGAAUCAAAAAAUUUUAAAAAAUUCAGAGCUUUCAUGAUAGGGAUUGCAAAGAUUGAUGAGUUGGGAAUUGCUGGAAGCAGGCUGCUGUCUGGAUUUCAACAAGCGAGUGAGUUUAUCAGGAGACCUCCUAUUGAUAUGAAUUCCAAAUUAGUGGACAAGAUAAUUGUAGCUAAUGAAACUAAGAGAGUUAAAGCCUAUAUAAAUUCUGGAUGUAGGAAGCUCAACGAAAGCAUCCAGAGUCUAACAAACUUUCACUCGUGCACACAAGGACUCUGUAAUCAUAUAAGAAAAGCUAAGGAAAUACUUAAUGAACUUGAAGGUCUACUGGGGGAUGUAACAAGUGCUAUUCAGACUACAGAUGGAAAAUUAUUAGCCUUCUCUGGUCUGGAUUUUGAUGUUGAAUUAAUUGAGCAAGUAACCUAUAAUGAUUUGGCCAUGGUAAUGGCUUUUAUAUAUAGCAUGGUCAAGCAAGACUAUUUAAUGCAGGAAAAGAUUGUGUCUGCUUUAGAUCUCAAGAUGUCAUUAGAAGAAUUAGAAAGCUACUGCCAAAUGUGGUCUUUGCGCCCCUUCAUAAAUGACGAGAUCGUGCAUGGAGCUUGGGAACAUAUUCAUUGAACAUUCUUUUGUUUUUCAUUAUAAUACAAAAAUUAGUUAUCGUUGGGCUGGAUAAAAUUAUAUAAUGCUAUACAAAUAUCAUUACUUUUCUAGAUUUUCACUUUAUAUUGACAUUGGUUUCCCAACCCUUUUUGAAAAAGUAACACAUUUGUUGUUAACCGAACCUUCACCCUCAGCUCUAUGAAAAUUUCAGCUCUCGCAAUU